Protobothrops mucrosquamatus (brown spotted pit viper) is the source of this 1695-nucleotide messenger RNA. RefSeq names its product keratin, type II cytoskeletal cochleal-like. The record is from RefSeq and is a predicted model, not a curated record. Gene Ontology annotation, biological process: keratinization; intermediate filament organization. Lineage: Eukaryota; Metazoa; Chordata; Lepidosauria; Squamata; Viperidae. Gene Ontology annotation, molecular function: structural constituent of skin epidermis. The transcript has 8 exons. Gene Ontology annotation, cellular component: keratin filament.
AUGUCUCACCGAGCCAACAUCAGAAUUCAGAGGAGAGGCUUCAGUAACUCAUCUGCCAUUCUACCUAACUUGUGUCACACCAACUGGAGCUCACAAAGUGUGGGCAGAGGUGGAAACUGUGGUAUUGGCAGUGCUGGCUGGGGCAGGGCCGGUGGGGCUGGUUUUGGCAGCCAAAGCCUUUACAAUCUUGGUGGACCCAGGAGGAUUGCAGUUGGAGGCAGUUAUGGCAGUGGCAUCGGUGGAGGCUAUGGGUAUGGUAGUGGAAUUUGUAAUGGGUAUGCUGUUGGUGGUGGUAUUGGUGAAGGCUAUGGGCUAGGUGGAGCUGGUUUUGGUGGGAGAAGAAGGGACCCUUGCUUCCCAGUUUGCCCACCAGGUGGAAUCCAAAAAGUAACUAUCAAUCCCCACUUGUUGGCACCUCUCAAACUGGAGAUUGACCCUACCAUAGAGAAGAUCCGCAAAGAAGAAGGAGAGCAGAUCAAGAUACUCAACAACAAGUUUGCCUCCUUCAUUGAUAAGGUGCGUUUUCUUGAGCAACAGAAUAAAGUGCUGGAAACAAAAUGGGCUCUGCUACAGGAACAUGACCAGAAAACUGUGACGAGUAACAUUGAGCCACUUUUUGAGGCUUACAUCAACAAUCUUAGGACACAGGUGAAUGAUCUGGAGAAGGAGAAAGUAAGGCUGGAUGGAGAGCUACAUACCACCCAAAACCUUGUUGAGGAUUACAGGAGCAAGUAAGACUUUCAUCUUACUCCCUCUUUUAUGCAUGUUUGUGCCAGCAAAUCAGUGGAUGCUACCUACAUGAACAAACCAGAACUAGAAACUAAAUUACAAUCUUUAGUUGAGGAGAUUGAUUUCCUCAGAGUCCUACAUGAAAUGGAACUGGCAGACCUACAGAGGCAGAUCUCGGACACUUCUGUGAUUUUGUCCAUGGACAACAAUCGCUACCUGGACCUCGACAGCAUCAUUGCUGAAGUCAAAGCCCAGUAUGAAGACAUUGCAAAGAAAAGCCGAGCUGAGGCUGAAGCUUGGUACCAAAGCAAGUAUGAGGAACUCCAGAGUACUGCUGGAAGGCAUAGUGAUGAUCUUCGUAACGCCAAGCAUGAGAUUACAGAACUUAACCGCCAUGUCCUGAGAGUAAAGGCUGAAACUGAAGGUGUGAAAAAACAGUGUGCUAAUCUACAGGCAAAGAUUGCUGAAGCAGAAGACCGAGGUGAACAGGCACUCAAAGACGCAAGGCAGAAACUGGCUGAACUUGAGGAUGGUCUUCAGAAAGCCAAGCAAAAUAUGGCCAAACAACUCAAGGAUUAUCAGGAACUACUGAAUGUGAAGCUCACCCUAGAUGUUGAGAUUGCCACCUAUAGAAAGCUUCUGGAAGGAGAAGAAAGUCGAUUGUCAAAUGAUGCAGCUGGUGCAGUGAACAUCUCUGUUAUCUCUUCACAUAUUUCACGAAGUUCGGCUGCUGGCUACAGAAGUGGCUACAGAAGUGGCUUUAGCCUGGGCAGAGGUAGUUACUUUGCAGUAGGAGGAGGCGGCAGCAGCAGCAACAUUGAAAGUGUGGACCAGGGAGAUGGCAGCAGCAACAUCGAAAGUGUGGACCAGGGAGAUGGCAGCAGCAACAUCGAAAGUGUGGACCAGGGAGAUGGCAAUUCUUCUAGCGUGAAUUUGACCUCUUCUCCUCCAAGUCACAUAAGCUAA